AUGUGCACUUUCAAGACUUUCGCGAUCGAGGUGGAGACGGCGCGUCUUUGCAGACCGAAGCGGAGACGAUGCGACCAAGGUUAUAUAGACGGAUACGAUGCACAGUACUAUGGAUACCUGUGUUCUGAGAUAUUGCUUAUAACGUGUAUAAGUCUGACGUUAAUGUUCGUGAAUAAAACUAAUGACCUCGAAUCAAGACUCAACAAACUAGAGACUGCAAAAACAGAAGCUGACCUGGAAGCUCAAGUUUACUCUCUGGGUGAACGUUUGCAAUCUUUUGAGGAGACGGAUAUCAUUUUCCAGAGACGAGAUCAAUUUGAUAUCGAUUUUGCGAAACCUUUUUCUGAGUACGAGAAUGGUUUCAGAGGCUCAAGUCCAAAAUCGGAUUUUUGGCUGGGCCUGAAAACAAUGCAUAAUUUGACCAGAGAGGGGAAAUGGAAUCUGAAAGUUUGGAUGCGAGACUACAGCACCAACGAAGUUUUCUGGGGCGUGUGGGAAGAUUUCAAUAUCGGUGUUGCCCCUUUUUAUCGCCUAUCGUUCGGAGGAUUGGUGACAGGUAAAAGCUCGGGCAAUCCAGAAAGCUUGAGUUAUCAUAACGGAAGGGCUUUUACUACUACUGACAUGGAUCAAGAUCUUUCCGUUAACGCCAACUGCGCUGAAUUGUACGGUAGGGGUGGUUGGUGGUACAAUGAAUGUCACUAUUAUAACCUGAAUGGAGCACAGACUACUUCAGCCACGUAUAAUCCUGCACAGAUGGUGUUUCUUAAAGCUGGAGCCAGGCGAAUGAUUUCAUCUAGUGAGAUGAGAAUGAUACGUAUUGGAUAA
Molecule: messenger RNA, 825 nt
Organism: Symsagittifera roscoffensis
Lineage: Eukaryota; Metazoa; Xenacoelomorpha; Acoela; Convolutidae
Product: ficolin-3-like
Exons: 4
Coding region: 1-825 (274 amino acids)
Source: RefSeq, a predicted model, not a curated record